AUGGCGACGAAGGAGGACCAGGAGACGCUCCGCCUACUUGUCCAGCAUGUCUCGCGUGCAUUCUACGAGCCAAAGUACACGAUCAUUAUGGACCAGCUUGCCAGACAUCCGGUCCUCAAGGACGAUGAUUUGGCAGGUCGGAUGGGGCUCCAGCCGAAGGAGCUCAACAAGGUCAUAGCAGUGCUGUCGAAUGACUCACUCGUGAAGAUAUACCGUCAGAACGAGCUGAAGGAAGGUGCUCAGCGGAGCGUCGGCAAGCAGUACUACUACAUCGACUAUGAGCACUUCUGCAACGUCGUCAAGUGGCGGAUAGCGAAGAUGAGGUACAUCAUCGACUCCACCCUGCGCAACGAACUCGACAACAAGGGGUACAUCUGUCCCCAGUGCAAGCAGUCGUACACGCCACUUGAUGUGGACAAGCUCAUGGACUUUGCGAGGGGUGCUCUGAUCUGCGAGAUCUGCCAUGCGGAGGUGGUGGACAACGAAGAUGCGGAGAACGUGCAGGGGAGCAAGGAUAGGAUGCAGAGGUUCAACAACCAAAUGAGGUUCAUACGGGAGGGGCUGCAGAGGAGCGAAGCGAUGACGUUGCCUGCGUUUGAUGUAGCGGCUUGGAUCAAGAACAAUCCUACGGACGCCGACAAGAACAAGACGACGGGGAUCUCAAGCGGAUUGAAGGUCGCCGGAGCGGACGGCACGAGGAAGGACGACGAGGGGGUAGGUGUUAUGAUGGCGAUGGACAAGGACGAGUACACGCGACGAAUAGAGCGGAAUGCCGAAGCGGAGGUCAAGCGGCAACAGAAUGCACUGCCAGCGUGGCAUCUAAAGAGUACGAUUACGGGUGACCUGACGGCACUGGGCGUCAAGGAGAAUGCGAGGGAGGCAGCAGCGAUCGGAGCAGUGGAGCAGAUGACGAACGAUGAUAUUUUGAAGGGGCUGGGUGUCAUUGGCGGGGGUUCAUCAAGGAAUUUGCAGAGUGCGAGUGGAUCGAUGAGUGCUGGCCCUGUGGAAGAUGUGAAGCCGGUGGUUAACGUAGAGGCGGACAUGUAUGACCAGUACUACGCCUCCCUUGCAGCCUCGGCAGCCGCGUCUGCUCAGCCUACACCAUCAGCCACUGGCCUUACCUCCUCUUCUUCAAGUUCGCCGGCAUUCGCCUCAAACUUGAACGAUGACGAUGAAGAGGAGGACAAAAAGCCUGAUGUCGAGUACCUGGACUCCUUGAACGCCUAUCGGAAGCGGUCAAGAUCACAGGAAGAUAUCGGUGGCGACAGUAAAGUAAAGGUGGCCAAGACCGAACUCAAUGGGCUCCCCAACGGCCACGGCAGUGUCAACGGGCAGAUGACGAAUGGGAACGGGCAUUUGGGAGUGAAUGGGUUCACGAAUGGGUAUGCGGGCGGAGCAAGCUAUGGAGGUUAUCAGGACGCGAUCAUGGAUACCUUGCAGGAGGCAUCUGCGGAACUUGGGGUACCUGAGGAUGACCCUAUGGUCAUGGUCGCUGGCAACCCCAAGCCUUACUCGCAGGUGACGGAUGAGGACCACGAUUUGAUGACGCUGGAGGAAUACGAAGCGUACUUCGAGGUCAUGCAGGCGCGGUCAUGA
This is a messenger RNA of Cyclocybe aegerita, 1596 nucleotides long. Lineage: Eukaryota; Fungi; Basidiomycota; Agaricomycetes; Agaricales; Hemipholiotaceae. The record is from the annotation of a GenBank genome assembly.